Messenger RNA from Dimorphilus gyrociliatus, 5980 nucleotides. The record is from the annotation of a GenBank genome assembly. Lineage: Eukaryota; Metazoa; Annelida; Polychaeta; Dinophilidae.
AAAAAAAAAAAAACAAUUCAUACUAAACUAAAGCGUAUAUUUAUUACCAUUCACCCAGUAAGAGCUAUACAAUACAUCUAGAAGUUAGAAAAAAAGGUUCAGGAUAUUAUCUUCUAGAUAUAAAAAAAAAGAAAACAAAAAAAAGAAUAUUGAACGUCACUGUAAAGUUAGCACGUUUUUUUUCGUACAAGGCAUAUGUAGAUGUAAACACAUAGGGUAAUCUAAAAGUUAAACUUAUGUCUAUAUAUAAAUGCUCAAGCCUGAAAUAUUUGUUUGGCUAAAUGCUGAGGAGGCUAACAAGAUGAACACAGCAAUGGUUGAGGAGCAAAUGAACAGCUUGAACGCCUUCUUAUAUACACUUACAAGCACUAUGAACACAGUGGAAGACAAGGAAGAAAACAUUUCUGCAAGCACUACUUGAUUCAGGGAGAUAUCGGCUUUAGUCCAGCCAGAUGGAGUAAGGCGUCAGCACCUUCUUUAACGCGUUCUUCAUCAUCAGUUUCCAUUGUACAUGAAGAAGAAGUACUCGUACGACGUCCGAAAUCGUACUGAUCGUCGAUUGACGUAGCCGGUGACAUAGUAUGCUGAGUCGCAUAAGAGUGAUCUUCGCUCGGGAUUUCAGUUAUAACAACGUCUUUCAGACGGCGUCUUCUUGUUUGUUUUCGUUCACGUUCUGAACCAAAUUCUGGUGGCGAGGGUGAACGGGAGCGAAAGUUCGAUUUGAGCGAUAAUAACGUAUUUGCGACGUCUAUGUCAAUCGGUUCGUUCUUCAACUGAUUAUGCAGGUUGAAGGACGAUGGAGAGACCAUCUGCAGCUGAUGAUAGGGAUGGUAGGGCGUUUUUCGCAGCGCUUGCAAAAGAUUCGCUCGAUAUUCGGGAUCAAUGCACCACAAGGAGCCCUUACCGACUGAACCUCCUCUAACCCUAUCUACUUUUCGAAAGCACUUGUUCAAGGACAAAUUGUGUCGAACGGAAUUCUUCCAACCGAUCGGGGCGUGAGCAAAAUAAGGGAAGUUCGUUACUAUCCAAUUGUAGAUGUCCUUGACAGGUAAUCUCUUUUGCGGAUGAUCCUCUAUUGCCAUGAAAAUGAGGCAGCUGAAAGAAUACGGCGGUUUCGUAUUGAUGUGCUUCUUAGGAUUGUAAGGAAUGCCUUGCGCCAAGGGACGACCACUGGGUUCUUUGCGGUUCGUAUCAGCAGCUACUUGGGGACUCAUAAGUAGUGUUUGACCGGCAGGAGUCUUUUGCAGUAAAUCAGAAUCCUGUAGCCAGGAGAGUGAGGUUAAUUCCUCGUCAACGCCUUCGUCUUCUUCCUCUUCUUCUUCUUCCUCGUCUUCCUCGUCGACAUCCUCAACCAUUUUGAGCUGCGCGAAACAUGAUUUUGAUAAUGGUCCAUCAGCCAAAGAAGAACUUUCUGAUGUUGUGUCGUCGAGUAAGUCCGUAACAUCACCUUUCAUUGCUCUUGUCAAGGCUGAACCAGGAAAGGAGUUUGAGAGAGAUGCAACUAGUCGACGUCUCAUUGCUGCAUCACUUUCUGCCUCCGGUUUAUCGGGCGUUUCAUGGCCUUCGGCCGCAUCUUCUUGUUUACAGUCCGGGCCAGUUGGUUUCGUCAUCGCUCUGCAAAAGCAGCAUUUUUAAGCAAACGUUAACAAAGACGACCUCCUCAUUGCCUAGGCAACGGCGCCAAACGGCACCAGGGCGCGGUUGGUUUCUACGGCAACAGAAGAAAACUAUCGAUUGCGCCACCACGUGAUGGGGGAGUAACUAUAGAAACAAGCGUCAUUCUUCAAUUGCCAAAAUUUUCGUGUUGUGCUACUGGGCGGCUAUUGCCUAUAUAUUAAUACAAAGUACUCAGGGCAAGCGACAGACUUUUACAUAAUAAUACGCGUUUCCACUUUUUAUUGGCAAAACGCAGUUCGACACAGAUGUUUUAUAACCGGCGUAUACACCGACGAUCGCGUCAGAGAAUAGUUAGAUGAAAAACAACGCCAAAGACUUUCGAUUAUCGUCUCGCUUUUCGACAAUACAACCCGUCUGAAAGAUAUCUCUUGGACGCAUUUGUCCGUUUAAGUUUUAUCGCCGCGUUGUUAAAACAACUGGCGCCGCGUAGAAAACCGCAUGCAUGGUAUACACUCGACUAAUUCCAGCAAUUUAUCGCGAGAUAAAAGGUUCGGAUGAAGUUUUGUUGGCCUACUAGAUGAAUACCAGCCAUUUUGAUUUCGUUUUUAACAAUAUUUCACAAUAACGAAUCUUCCACGACUUAGUUAUCGAGGCCUAUUGAUGACUUAGGUCCAAAAUUCGCGCGACGUCCAUUCCACAAGCUCCAAUCCACUGUUUAAUGUCAUAUCUAAGUAAAAUAGUUUUGAAAACUUACUUUAAACCCCUUCUAAACUUCAAUUAAUCGAAAAAUUGCGAUUCACGCGCCAUCAUCAUCAACAGCACUUGUCACGUGAUGAAGCUAAAAGCAAUGAGUUUUUCUCCUAGAGAGUCAGCUUAAAAAAGUUUCAGUACUUUAGGUACUCGUUCAAGGAUUAUAUUAAAAUCAGUAUAUUCUUUGUUCAAUUUGGCAUUUUUUAUUACUUUUUAAGUAAUUAUUGCAUGUAAACACUGUUAAUAAAGUACUAAAUUGCAAGAAUUACUAUAAUAAUCACAUGAAGUCUCCUUUACUAAAAGCUAUUAUCUUUAUUUAUAUAGCUUCCGUCAUUUUUUGAUAACCUAAGUUAUUAAACUAUAAAAUACUUACAAUAUUUGCUAUAAUACGGCUCACUGCAAUCAUCAACAACUAGCAAAAGUAGAAUUAUAGGCACAUUUUGAUUUAAUAAUUAACCCUGGGAACUAAUAAAUAAUAUAUAUCACAUGUUUUAACCUAACAACUAUUUUCAUACUUUACUUGAUUGAAUUUGUCAUUAAAUUAUACUUUUUUAAGCUGAGAAGAAAUGUAUAACAUAAAUAUUGAAUAAAAAGAAAAGAUUUAUUUACUUUGGCAAGCCCAUUCUCUAAGCGUCCAUUUUCUUUGCGAUUUAAUGGCGGAAUCGGUCCUUUUAAUUGGUGUUGUUACUCUUUUUAUAAAAUGGUUAAUAUUGAUCUUCCUAUCUCGUAAUUAAAUGUUAUAAAAUUUUUAAAAUAAUUUUAUACAUGUAGUUGUUACAAUUAGUCGGGUUUAUGCAAAAGAAAUAUAUAUUUAAUAACUUAUUUAACUAGGGAGUAAUUUGUACUGGCAAUCGAUUUCCAAUAGAUGGCGUUUUCCCAUGAAAAAAAAAAGUUCAAAAUUUUCGCCCUCUAGUGAACCUUUACGAGUAUAUCGUUUUUUUUGACUAUUAAGAAAGGACAAUAAGGAGUCAGACUAUAGUUCUUUAGAGGAAACAAGCUAGAACUUUGUUUUCAUAACAAAAGAUAAAAAGAUAUUGUGAAAUUCAAGUCUCUAAUGAGAAUAAAGAGUAUUGAAUCUAUUGAGGAAAGCGAACCCACUGAGAAACGUAUUAUGAACAGAAAAAUGUCAGUUGAAUACCAAAAGUAAAUAGUAAUGCUUCCAGAUUAUAUCGAUAAGGUGCAAAAGUUUAUAAACGAUGGUUACUUCGAUCCCGAUAGUGAUGGAGUUUAUGCUUGGCAGGUGAUAGAAGUGCCAAACCUUUCAAUAUUAUUUAUUAUAAUAACCCUUUCUUCUUGCGUAGCCGUUAAAUAAAAUUACAAUUCUUAUUUCUAUUAUAAAAUAUAAUAAAAAUCAAAAAGGCUGUUAGAUUAAAGCAAUAUACAAGUAUAAUUUUUUUUCCAGGGUAUCAUAGCCUUUACGGUUCUAUAUAAUAUAUGGAGUAUUAUAUUAAGAAUAGCAUUUUUCGACGAACUUUCAUAUACGUUCUAUCAAAGAUUUGGAUUUUGUUGUCUAGAUUUUAUUACAGACUUUCUACUGAUGUUGGAUGUAUUCUGUAAAUUUCGAUUAGGAUAUUUAGAUGAAGGAAUUUUGGUGCGAGAUAUUAGAAAACUUAGAGAAAAUUACAAGGGUAAGCGGAAAGAAUUCCUUUCAGAUGUCAUUGCUGCCUUACCAACCGAUAAGAUAGUGAUAAUUUUAUCUAGUCUUACAAGUCUAUUGAACCGGAUAUUCCCUUUUAUGCCAGUUCUGUUUCUUGAAGAUAGAAUCAGCGUUGCAUUAAGGUUACCGAAACUUUUUAAAUGGAGAUCGGCCGUGGACUUUUUUAACAAUUCCGACAUGCGAACAAAUAGUCCAAAUAUCGUGCGAGCGUGUAAACUACUAUUGGUACUAGCAACAAUAAUUCAUUGGAUUGCAUGUUUCUAUUUUCUUAUAUCAAAGUAUGAAGGUCUGGGAAUAAAUGACUGGGUAUUAGAGGAUUACUUAAGUGAAAGUAACUUUUUUAGAAGCUAUUUAAGAUCACUGUAUUGGUCGACAAUGACACUGACAACCAUUGGUAACACGUCCAAUCCAAAAACUGAUUUAGAAUACGUUUUUACUGGCUUAACUUUUUUAAUUGGGGUCUUCCUCUUUGCCGCCGUUGUUGGUAAUGUCGGCGAUGUUAUAAGCAACAUGCACGCAGCUCGAGUGCAAUUUCAACUUAAGAUGGAUGCUCUUAAAUUUUAUAUGGCUGCUCGAAGGGUACCUAGCGACCUACAAAAAAGAGUUAAAAAGUGGGCGGAUUACGCAUGGCAAAAUACGCACGUGUUAGAAGAUCAAGAGUUAUUAGAUAUGCUUCCCUAUAGAUUACGAUCAGAUAUAGCUCAGCAUGUUCAUUUGGAAACGCUAAGGAAGAUAAGGGUUUUUGAAGAAUGCGAAUCGGGCUUUCUAUGCGAAUUAGUUACGAAAUUAAAAUCGCAUGUCUACUCGCCAGCCGAUUACGUGUGUAGAGCAGGUGAAAUUGGUCGCGAAAUGUAUAUAAUUAAUAAUGGAAAAGUAGAGGUUUUGAUACGGGAUCAUACUACCGAAGAUCAAACGGUUGUCGCCACUUUAUCCGAAGGGAAUUAUUUUGGGGAAAUUAGCGUUCUUCGGCUGGAUUCAGGUAUAAAUAGACGGAACGCUGAUGUUCGAUCAGUGGGAUUUUCUGAAUUACUUGUCCUAUCAAAAAAAGAUUUAACUCAAGUCCUAUACGAGUAUCCGGAGGCGAGGGUUGUUAUAGAAAACUAUGCGAGAGAGAGGUACAUAUUGAGCAAUAAUUUUUAAACUUUAUCAUGAUAUUCACUUGAAACUGAAACAAGAUUUCGUCACGUUGCAGAAUCGUGCAGACAAGGGAAGUGAAAAAGCGAAAAGAUAGCCAAGAAAUUGGAUUAGCUGUCCCUGAAGAUUCAUUAAUUAACGAGAGAACUGCGAAAGAGAUGUCUGAACUUCAACAUGUUCUAAGGGAAUUAAGGUCAUUCGAUAGCGUCUCUUGUCGGCUACGCAUUGAAGAGUUGGAGGAAAAAUGCGCUAGAUUGGAAAAAAAUUCAAAGAAACAAAGAAAGCUAUUAAAAGAUCACGGACUCUCAGAUUUAUUAGAUAUUAGUUGUAAUAAUUGUAUUCAUAAUAGUCAUAAAAAUUCUAACUCAAGAUACUGUUCAUUUUCAUCUGACGAGAAAAAAUCUUCAAAUUAUAAAAUGAGAAAGAGAUCAUUUAUAAAGACAUAUCAUUUGCCUGCAAUAGAACUUAACGGGGUUGUUCAAGAACCGGCUAGAUGUUUAACAAUAAAAUUUCAGCAUGGAACAGAUCCUAUCAUUUUGAAUGAUAAGAGACUAUUUCCUGUUUACAAUUCAGGUGUUGAUGCAACUGAUACGAGUAACGAAAGUGACUCCUCGCAAUAGAUGGCGCUUAGAAGCCUUACAAUGACUGCAUCAAAGGCAUAUAUGUUAAUAGCUUCAAUAAUAAAAUUAGUGUGGUAUUUGUUCGACGAGAUAUGAUAUACAUGUAUCACGUAUCACUUGACAAAAUGAAAAAAAAAUAGUUUUAAAUCAACUUUCUUAGUGUUAAUAUACAAAUCCUUAAAUAAAAGUAUUCUUUACUUCA